Molecule: messenger RNA, 966 nt
Organism: Papaver somniferum (opium poppy)
Lineage: Eukaryota; Viridiplantae; Streptophyta; Magnoliopsida; Ranunculales; Papaveraceae
Exons: 1
Coding region: 1-966 (321 amino acids)
Source: RefSeq, a predicted model, not a curated record
AUGGAAACAGGUAGUGGUGCAAUUAUGGAGGAUGCAGCCAAAUAUUGGAUGUGGAUGAACAGCAAACCCGUCGGUGAUGUUAGAGCAAUCUCCAACAACGUUAUUGUCGGUGAAGCUAAUAAUUGGGAAGAACGAGCGUUUGCGGUAGAUUCAGCUGGACCUCUAGGGGGAUUUAUAUGGCCGCCAAGAUCUUAUACAUGUAGCUUUUGUGCAAGAGAAUUCAGGUCAGCUCAAGCUUUAGGUGGGCAUAUGAACGUACACAGAAGGGAUAGAGCUAGACUGAAAGAAUCUGAUCAUCUUCCAAUUGAUCAUUAUAAUCCCAACAAUAACAAUAUCCAUCGAGCCGUGGUUUACAAUUCUGACCAUAGUAUUGUAUCACUGUUACCUUUAUCAUCAACGCAAGAGAUUAUAGAUAUCAACGGUGCGGCCGGGAAGACCAUAUUGCUGGUUUCGCCUUCCUAUGCUUGGUCUCCCACAGUUGUUCAUGAAAACAAUUAUGCACAAGUAAAGGAAGCAGCAGGAUCCAAACUUCUUUUGUUAGAUCUCCCACAAACAGCCGAUCCGGUUUUGGCUAGGGUCCGUAGUACUAGCAGUAGCAGCAGUAGUAGUACUUUAGUUUGUCAAUCAGCAUCGAAGCUUGAGGAAGAGAAAAGUUCAUCCAAAGCACAUGAAAUUGAAGUACUCGAUGAUGAUACGGCUAAGGAUAAUAUUAUAGAAGCUGUGAGUUUAUCGAGUAAUAUCGACUCAAACAGGCCUACAGGGUUCAGUAACAAUCAUCAUGUGUCUACGAUGGGUAACAAGAGACGCAGAAGGGAUGUACAAGUACUACCGUCCUUAUCCCUCUCCCUGCUUCUGCCGACAGAUGGUACUGCUGGUUCAACAUCCACAAUCUUCGAUAACGUGAAUGGGAUACUCCAUAGAUCUAACCCGUCCAUGGAUGAGUUAGAUCUUGAGCUCCGGUUAUAG